Molecule: messenger RNA, 5791 nt
Organism: Myxocyprinus asiaticus (Chinese sucker)
Lineage: Eukaryota; Metazoa; Chordata; Actinopteri; Cypriniformes; Catostomidae
Gene: znf652
Product: zinc finger protein 652
Exons: 7
Coding region: 1099-3117 (672 amino acids)
Biological process (GO): regulation of transcription by RNA polymerase II
Cellular component (GO): nucleus
Molecular function (GO): DNA-binding transcription activator activity, RNA polymerase II-specific; RNA polymerase II cis-regulatory region sequence-specific DNA binding
Source: RefSeq, a predicted model, not a curated record
UCAAGGUGGUUUUACGCAGGGAGGAAGACGGGCGCGCGCACUGAACGCUGUCUUGUCUCGCUCUUUGAGUACGGGAAGAACGCCACGCGCGCUUCAACCAGUGCAGACAGCGGCGGCUCGAGCGCCUCGGAUGAACUCGGAGGCGGGUAGAUGCGCGAGACCUCGGCCAGCCACGUAGCAAUGGCUUGUAAACGGUAAAGACGGCGGGCUCGGACUGUCUAGUCGCAAAUCGAAGGAAUUAAUGAUAGCUAGCGAAUGUCUGCUCAUGCACGCGAUAGGAAACUGUUCACAAACACUCACGGCACCCGCCAAGGAGCACUUUGUCUCAAGCAAGAAUUGUGUAGACGUGUAUUUUAUCCGAUUCCCACACAACUGGAGGUGCACGGAAUGAGGGAGAGGGCGCUCGUGUCUCGGGUCCUAUUCUGAAUGAGGAAGUUCGUCCAUUUUUAGCUGAAGCAGCUUCCAGUUUAGCUUUAACAAACUAAUUUCCCUUGUGUCGUCAAGCUUUAAGGUAGUGUCUGGCUGCAGGGUGCCGAUCUGGAGCAUCUGGUAAUGACUGCGAGAUCUAAGCGUUAAGUGCGAAGAUGCAGUCAGAACACUGACACAGGGAAGCCGGCUUUUGUGUCUGAUUCAGCAGAGAUUGUAGAUGAGGCACCUCUAUUGUUUCUGCAAGUGAAAUGGAGAUGCUGUUGAGCAAUUGAAGCUUGGAUCUAAAGGCAAAAAGACUUGAAUUGAGAAGUCAUCUUAUUUUGGAAAAAUAUGUGCGAUACAGACUUUCGUGAGUACUGUUGAGGACAGCAAUUAGUUGAUCUUUGUCUUCCUAUCUCACUUUUUGUAUAUUUUUCUCACUAUAGUGAAAGUAAUGGGGGCUCUGUUUGGGUUAGGUUAAUGUGUGUUUGGGUUUUACCCAUUCCACACUCCUGUAUUCCUCUUCUCUUGAACCUUCAAUUUCUUUUGCCCUCCUCUCGUUCUGGAGAGGAGGGGUUGGUUGCCCUUGCCCCUGUAUCUCCUUGACAGGAAAUAGUGGUGAUUCUCAAACUUGAAGUGGGAAACUCGUAAGACGUUUGAAAAGGACGCCACUUACGCAAACGGCUGCCAAUGAAGUCCUGCCAGACGCUGAAGGAGGAGGUGUCUGGCCCAGAGACAAUGUCUCAUGAGGAGACUCAACCCUCCCAAACCUAUUUCCAGAACCCCUCCAUUCCUGAUGCUGAACUAUCAGCAAAACUAUUCAAACGAGACGUUGCGGCCCAACCAUUCUCUGUGGUCAUCGACAACACGAUGGGUACUAGGCCAGAGUCGCACAUGUCCUCUGAUCUGAACCCCCUUCCUACCCCAACUCAACAGUUUUAUAGGGAAGGAACUGAACAAUCAGGGACAAAGGGGGCACUGCAGAGCGGGAAUGGAGGAACUUCGGAAGAUUCAGAAGCCGAAGAGGGAGCAGGGGCGGAAGACGAAUUUAAACAUGGACAGAUUAUCGUGGAGGUCAACCUGAAUAACCAGACCCUGCACGUGUCCAAAGGGGAUGACACGGCAAAUCCUAACACUGCAGAAGUAGACAUGAGCAACAGUGAUGAGGAAGAAGAGGAGGAGGAGGAGGAGGAGGAGGAAGAUAGUGCAGAAUACAAUGACAGUGCUGAUGAGGAUCUGGAAGAAGAGGAUGAAGAAGAGGAACACAACAGUCGGCGAACAAGAGCUCAACGGGCACACAGGGGCCGAGCGGCCAGUCAGCCGCAGAGGAAGAGUCGCCGUGUAACACCGUCAUCGGCAGGAAGUGCAACUACAGUGGCCACCGGCAUGACCACUAGGGGGCGGAGGAAGAAUGCAGAGGCCCCGGCACGAAAGCGUAGACCUGCCAGGGAGGCCAAAGGCUCCGUCUCCUCUGCCUCAAGAGCAACGGGCGCAGGAGGAGGGCCCGUGGGAGAGGGUGAGGAGAAGGAGACGCUGGCGUGUGAAAAAUGUCCACGUGUGUUUAACACCCGCUGGUACUUGGAGAAACACAUGAAUGUCACACAUAGACGCAUGCAAAUCUGCGACAGAUGCGGGAAGAAGUUUGUGCUGGAGAGUGAACUCGCCCUGCACCAGCAGACAGACUGUGAGAAGAACAUCCAGUGUGUGUCAUGUAAUAAGUCCUUUAAGAAGCUGUGGUCCCUCCAUGAACACAUUAAGAUUGUCCAUGGCUUUGCUGAGAAGAAAUUUGCCUGUGAGAUUUGUGAGAAGAAAUUCUACACCAUGGCGCAUGUCCGCAAGCACAUGGUCGCUCACACAAAGGACAUGCCGUUUACCUGUGAAACCUGUGGAAAGUCUUUUAAGCGCAGCAUGUCACUGAAAGUGCACUCACUCCAGCAUUCAGGAGAGAAGCCCUUCCGUUGUGAGAACUGUGAUGAGAGGUUCCAAUAUAAAUACCAGCUGCGGUCGCAUAUGAGCAUUCACAUAGGACACAAGCAGUUUAUGUGCCAGUGGUGUGGCAAAGACUUCAACAUGAAACAGUAUUUUGACGAGCACAUGAAGACACACACAGGUGAGAAGCCAUUCAUCUGUGAGAUCUGUGGGAAGAGUUUCACCAGCCGCCCCAACAUGAAGCGACAUAGGCGCACCCACACAGGAGAAAAGCCGUACCCUUGCGAAAUCUGUGGUCAGCGUUUCCGCUUUUCCAACAUGCUCAAGGCGCACCGAGAGAAGUGCUUUCGAGUCACCAGCCCGGUGACCCUUCAAUCUGCCACCAUGACGAUUCCUAUCCAGCUUACUGGCCACACCCCCUCACCAUCAGGCCACACCCCUAGUCCACCCCAAUCCAGCCAGUCAACGCCCUCCAUUGCAUCCGUAGGCCCUGGAAUGAUCAGUCCUGCCACGGGACCCCUCCCUCAUAGAGUGGUUGCCAGUCAUAGCUUUACUCAUUUGCACAUGCAGACCACAUCCAUACAUCAACACUCCGCACACACUCUGACUUCUGUCCAUCACACAGGACAUGCUCCCAUGACGAGCCACGCCCCUCAGCACAUUUCAUUGCAGCCUUCUGUCCUACCCCUGCCCCAUGCCCUUUUCAAGAGCGAGCCAAUAAACCACUGCGUGCAUGAGGAUGCAUACCUGCGACAGGGCGCCGCUCAGCAACACCACUGAAACACGUUUCGCACCGAAUGCAGCUCAAAUAAGGUGCUCAUUGGAGAACAGAGUGGACAGACACAUUUCUGCAUUAUACACCUAUUUACGAAAAUGUGGAGCUCAAUGAAAAUGUGAUGUUUUUUGUGUAUGUUUGAGAGGAAGAAACAAAACUGAUGACUACAAACAUACUUGCCACUAGCACUCGAGACCAAACAGGUUUUUUGUAGACAGAUGAACUCCAUGAACUAGCACUCAAGAACAUAAAAAACAAUUUCUGAUAGCAUUACUCUGAUUCAUCAAGCUCUGGUUGGACAAAAUCACAAUGAACAAAACAUUGUGUGCCAUUGUGGUUUAAACAUGCUCUCUCAGCUUCUUUGUCACUCUUAGGGGCCAUUCACACCGAACACAUUUUUGUGUUUUAAGUGUUUUUCUAAGCGUGCUAGACAGACGUCUUUGACCAUUGCACCACGUCUAAAAGAACUUCAACUUUUAAAAAUGUUUGUAAUUAUUGUGUUGUGCUGGGUCUUUUUUCUUUCCUGCAAGAUCCUGUUCAGCCUGAACGGCCCUUACUCAUUAUCAACUCAGCUGCUGUUGCAAAGGUUCUACGGGUUCAAACAUUCACAGAUUAAAGGUCUACAUUUCAAAAUCACAAAUCAUUCACUUUAAAACGCAGUGUAACCUCUUUAGAAAUGCAGGUCUUCCCAACAAUGGAAAAUAUUCCUACAUAAUGAAAUACUGACACAAAUGCAUACAUCACACAAACGUAGUAUACAGCACUUAAGCAAACUCAGUGUAGUCUAUAUGACUGAAACUUUUCUGUUGCCUGAUUGUUGUUGUCAGUGGUUUUAUUCCUAUAUAUAUAUAUAUAUAUAUAUAUAUAUAUAUAUAUAUAUAUAUAAAAUAAAAAAACAAUUUUUUUAUUAAUAUUAAAAUGUGCAUACUGGAUAAUGCCUGUAGCUCUCUGGCAUGUUCAGUCAGAGCUUAAGACUGUUAAGAAAGACCGAUGCUGUGAUGUGAAAUAGGAGGACUGCACCUAAAGUGGAAAAAACAAAUUCUUUGUUUUACUGUAUGUACUAUAUGAUCUAACUCACUUAACCAAUAUUUUUAUUUGUAUAUUGUAGAUACACUUGCUCUGUGAGAAUUUUUAAAAGGAAAUCAGAUGUGUGUGCGUGCGUGCGAUAGUGAGAUAUUGUGAGUGAGUGACUGUGAGAGUUUGUGUGAUAGGUUGGACAACAUGGAAAGGGUUAGUUUCGAAUCAUGUAUUCAACAGAAUGUAGGAGUGGCAUUACUUGUGUGUGUGAAUGUGAAUCUCUUCGUGACCGAUUAUGCCCCUGUUGUGCUGGUAUCAAAUGCUGCUUUUUAGUUUCUAUAUCUUUUUCUGGUACAUGAUUCUUUAUCAUGCAAAUGCUUAAAGGAAUAGUUCACCCAAAAAUGGAAAUUCUAUUUACUCGCCCUCAUGUUGUUCCAGACCCCUAUGACUUUCCAGCAGGAAGUCCAUGCUAACUUUUUUGAUUCAAUAAAAGUGAAUGGUGACCACGGCUGUCCCUGGUCCCUAUCCACUUUCAUUGUUUGGAAAAGAGCAGGUUUGGGUGGGAGUUGAACUGUCCCUGUAAAGAAUGUGUGUAUGAGUGUUAAAAUGAUUUGUUUAUGUUGAACAGUGAAGUUAGGAGCAGCACAGAGAAAGUAAUGGGAAGCCUAGAGUCAAUCAGGCUGUUGAUUGAUUGAUUGUGAUUUUGUUUGUUCUCUCAUUAGACUGUCUGUCCUCUGCACUUUACUGCCAAGUUCAAGGUUUGCGCAACUGUCACAAUUUUUUUUUUUUUUUCAUGUGUCCAGUAUGUUAAGGGAUAGUUAAACCUCAAACACCUUCAUGUUAAUCCAGACUUGUAUGACUUUUCAUCCGUGGAACACAAAAGGAGCUGUUUGGAAGAAUAUUAGAGACUAACAACCUCAGUCAAUAUUUACUUUCAUUGUACGGGAAAAUGUGCGAGUAAAUGGUGACUGGGACCAAACAUUCUGCCUAUCAUUUCCUUUUGUGUAUCAAAGGACAAAGAAUGUGUUUGGAACAAUAUGAAUGUGAGUAAAUGAUGACAGAUUUUUUUAUUUUUGGGUGAACUAUCCCUUUAAAGUUGGCAGGCUGUUGGAAAAUGGUGAGAAUCACAUAGGGACAAGUUGGGAUCCUUUAUUAAAUGUCCGUGAAAUUUUGUUAGUCGCUAUAUUUGAUCCAUAAGUUGUAUUUUGCCUUCAUGUGCCGCCCUUUUUCACCUGAGAAGUACUCUCAUGGGUAAAUGUGGCUGUCAUUUGUGUCCUUUUUUUAACCAGUGUGUUCUGAGUUAUAUGUGUCUGAUUCUCUCCCUUCUCCAUCAGUUGACAGAAAGCAAUUUCUAAUAAAAUCUUGCUAGAUAAGCAAAAUAAGCAGACCAUUAUAAUGUUUAUACUUGUGAGGUGUUUUAAAAACAAAUGGACUUUCUCUUCUCAUCCAGUCUGUUUCCACCUACACACCCAUUCGAGCAGUGUUUUAUUUUAGCAUUGUGUCUGGUACAAAAACAUUUGACCUUCUUUGAGUUCUGUUUUAUGUUAUUUUUCUUGGAGACCAUCGUGGACUUGCAUUAAUAUCGGGCCUUUUUUAUAAUGUUCAUUUAACACACUUUCUGCUAACUUUUAAGAAGUAAAAAAACAAUUGAAUUAGCCGCAA